GGAUCUCUCUCGGCUGCUUUUUCCCACUGGUAACUUCUAAGGCUGACAUCAGCAGCUGAUAGCACCAUGGCGACCACUGCUGCUGCUGCGUUUGAGGCCCUCAUGGAUGGAGUGACACGCUGGGAUGUCCCCAGAGGCCCCGUCCCCAGUGAACUCCUUCUUGUUGGAGAGGCCGCCUUCCCGGUGAUGGUGAAUGACAAGGGCCAGGUGCUCAUUGCUGCCUCCUCCUACGGCCGAGGCCACCUCGUGGUUGUGUCCCAUGAGGGCUACCUGUUGCAUGCUGGCUUGGCUCCAUUUCUCCUCAAUGCAGUGAGCUGGCUCUGUCCCUGCCCUGGGGCUCCCGUGGGAGUGCAUCCAUCCCUGGCACCUCUAGUAAACAUCCUUCAGGAUGCUGGGCUUGAGGCACAGGUCAAGCCAGAACCAGGAGAGCCCCUAGGGGUUUACUGCAUCAAUGCCUACAAUGACACCAUGACUGCAACGCUGAUCCAGUUUGUGAAACAUGGAGGGGGCUUGUUAAUCGGGGGCCAGGCCUGGUACUGGGCCAGCCAGCACGGACCUGACAAGGUGCUCUCCAGGUUCCCUGGGAACAAGGUGACAAGUGUGGCUGGAGUGUACUUCACUGACAUCUAUGGGGACAGAGACCGGUUCAAGGUCUCUAAGAAGGUGCCCAAGAUCCCACUCCAUGUCAGGUGUGGGGAGGAUGUCAGGCAGGACCAGCAGCAGCUCCUGGAGGGGAUCUCAGAGCUGGACAUCAGGACAGGGGGAGUCCCCUCACAGCUGCUGGUGCAUGGAGCCCUGGCCUUCCCUCUGGGGCUGGAUGCCUCACUCAACUGCUUCCUGGCAGCUGCUCGCUAUGGCCGGGGUCGGGUGGUCCUGGCUGCCCACGAGUGCCUGCUCUGUGCUCCCAAGAUGGGGCCCUUCUUGCUCAAUGCGGUCCGCUGGCUGGCCAGAGGCCAGACAGGCAAAGUUGGGGUGAACACAAAUCUAAAAGAUUUGUGUCCUCUCCUAUCAGAGCAUGGCCUGCAAUGCAGCCUGGAGCCCCAUCUGAACAGCGACUUGUGUGUCUACUGCUGCAAGGCGUACAGUGACAAGGAGGCUAAGCAGCUGCAGGAGUUUGUGGCUGAGGGUGGGGGGCUGCUGAUUGGGGGCCAGGCCUGGUGGUGGGCCUCCCAGAACCCUGGCCACUGCCCCUUGGCUGGCUUCCCUGGUAACGUCAUCCUCAACUGCUUUGGCCUCAGCAUCCUGCCUCAGACUCUCAAAGCAGGCUGCUUCCCCGUUCCCACCCCUGAGAUGAGAAGCUACCACUUCCGAAAGGCGCUCUCUGAAUUCCAGGCUAUACUGAACCACGAGAAUGGGAACUUGGAAAAGAGCUGUCUGGCAAAGUUGAGAGUUGAUGGUGCAGCCUUCCUACAGAUUCCUGCGGAGGGGGUCCCUGCUUACAUAUCCCUGCACAGGCUCCUGAGGAAGAUGCUACGAGGGUCGGGCCUCCCAGCUGUGAGCCGGGAAAAUCCAGUUGCCAGUGACUCCUAUGAGGCUGCCAUGCUCUCCCUGGCCACGGGGCUGGCUCACUCUGGAACCGACUGCUCCCAGCUGGCCCAGGGGCUUGGCACCUGGACCUGCUCCUCCAGUUUGUACCCCUCAAAACACCCCAUCACCGUGGAGAUUGACGGAAUCAACCCAGGCAACAGUGAUUGCUGGGUGAGUACUGGGCUCUACCUCCUGGAAGGACAAAAUGCAGAAGUCUCACUGUCUGAAGCUGCUGCCUGUGCUGGCCUGAGGGUACAGAUUGGCUGCCACACUGAUGACCUAACCAAGGCCAGGAAGCUAUCUCGAGCCCCUGUGGUGACUCACCAAUGCUGUAUGGACAGGACCGAACGGUCAGUCUCCUGCCUCUGGGGUGGCCUCCUCUACAUCAUCGUGCCCAAGGGCAGCCAACUAGGCCCUGUGUCUGUCACUAUCAGGGGGGCUGUGCCUGCCCCAUACUACAAGCUGGGUAAGACAUCACUAGAGGAGUGGAAGAGGCAGAUGCAGGAGAACCUGGCUCCCUGGGGAGAGCUGGCCACGGACAACAUCAUCCUGACAGUGCCAACAACAAACCUCCAGGCCCUGAAGGACCCCGAGCCUGUGCUCCGCCUCUGGGAUGAGAUGAUGGAGGCUGUGGCCAGGCUGGCGGCUGAGCCCUUCCCUUUCUGCUGUCCGGAGAGGAUUGUGGCUGAUGUGCAGAUCUCAGCUGGCUGGAUGCAUUCAGGAUACCCCAUCAUGUGCCACCUGGAGUCUGUGAAGGAGAUCAUCAAUGAGGCGGACAUGAGGAGCAGGGGUGUGUGGGGCCCCAUCCAUGAGCUGGGCCACAACCAACAGCGGCAUGGAUGGGAGUUCCCCCCACACACUACUGAGGCCACCUGCAACCUCUGGUCAGUCUACGUGCAUGAAACAGUCCUGGGGAUCCCCAGGGCUCAGGCCCAUGAGGCUCUGAGCCCUCCAGAGCGAGAGAGGAGAAUCAAGGCCCACCUGGGAAAGGGAGCCCCCCUGUGUGACUGGAAUGUGUGGACAGCCCUGGAAACAUAUCUACAGGUACUGAGCAGAAAUUCCGGUAGAAGGGGAUGACCAGACCCCUCAUUCAUGUAGCGACCUGGACCCCAGUAGCUCUCCAGCUCCUUCACCACUCCACCAGCCUGGACCACCACCUCCCCUGGAAAUGAGAGGGACUGGGCCGCAUGGUGGUGCUUCUUGGCUUAUACCCCUCUAAGGCAGAGGGAAUAGCACCUGUCUCACUCACCUUCUGAUUUUAAAAUGUAAGAGGAAAUGAAAAAUAUUCUGAAAAAAAUAGAAACAUAGCGUAUUAUUCAAGGGCAGAAACUCUGUUAGACAUUCCUGCAGCUGAAUCACAGCUCUUGCCCUCACUGGUUUUGUUCUUGGUCUCCUAAUAAGUGUUCCAUAAGUGGUCAUUGUUUUGUUUAGUUUUGUUUUGUUUCGCCUGAGUUUUAUAAGUCAAAUGAGUUACGCUUUUUUAUAACAGAGGGUGUCUGCAAUGCAGCUGCAUUACAAUAAGAAGGCAUUGUUGGAGAUAAAUCUGCUAAGAAAGGUCCCAGCAUCCAUCACCCCACUUGAAGCCAAAAUGAUUUAAAAUGAAGAACCAGUCAACCCAAUAGCAGAACACUGAAUUCAUAAAGCAAAUCUACUUCCUGUGAAAUAAACACAAAUCCCUGCCCCCUCCCCUAGCCCGGCAUUGAAUGUCAACGUUUUUGAGUUGUCAAUGCUGUUCCCCUUUCAGAUCUCCCGCAAUGUCUCCCACAGCUCUAGAGAAAGGAGCUGUCUGGCCCACAUUUCACAGAGGCACACACUAUUUUAAAGAAUUUAAGCAACCUGUCCAGUAGCCCCCAUUUAAAUGAAGGACCUAGAACUUAAAAUCAGGACGUAAUGACAAGCCCCAGGCUUUUGCAUUGCCGUACCCUCUCUUAGUUUUUUGUGCCUUUCACUAAUUUUCUGAAGAGUUAAUGUGAGACAGUCCCAGUCAAUGAGUUCACUUUGUAUUGCAUUCAUUUCCAUAUCCUUAGAUAGCCAGUCUGGGGGUAUACAGGACCACUGACCACCAUGGUAGGUUGCCCCUAAACUGUAAGUUUAAGCCCUAAUUCUGUCCUAGUCUACCUACUCACUGUGGAGCCCCGAAUAUCAGUUCUCAAUAGCUCUAGAGAGACCAAGUCUGAGACUUGGCCUCAGGACAAACAGUCACCUUCUGACUCCUCUUCCUGCUAGAGGCCUUCUCCCCAGCAUCCGUGCCGCUGCUGCCUUAGCACAGGCCUCGUUAGUCUCCCCUCAGUGUAUUCCAGUAGCCUUCUAAGUUGUCCCAGCAUCUUGCCUCAAUCCUCUAUGAUCCAUCUUCCUUACACUCCUUACAAAAUAAUGUUAAUACUCUGUCUAUAAAAUGCUUACAGUGUUCUCCAGCACAUAUAGGGUAAAGUCAAAGCUCAUUAGCAGGGCAUAGGAGGCC
This is a messenger RNA of Nomascus leucogenys (northern white-cheeked gibbon), 3988 nucleotides long. It is a transcript of the gene TCAF2, whose product is annotated as TRPM8 channel associated factor 2. Lineage: Eukaryota; Metazoa; Chordata; Mammalia; Primates; Hylobatidae. The coding region runs from base 67 to 2604 and encodes 845 amino acids. The record is from RefSeq and is a predicted model, not a curated record. The transcript is spliced from 7 exons. Gene Ontology annotation, biological process: negative regulation of anion channel activity.